Molecule: messenger RNA, 3629 nt
Organism: Pelmatolapia mariae (spotted tilapia)
Lineage: Eukaryota; Metazoa; Chordata; Actinopteri; Cichliformes; Cichlidae
Gene: ttk
Product: ttk protein kinase
Exons: 25
Coding region: 48-3065 (1005 amino acids)
Biological process (GO): protein localization to kinetochore; meiotic spindle assembly checkpoint signaling; mitotic spindle assembly checkpoint signaling
Cellular component (GO): kinetochore; nucleus
Molecular function (GO): protein serine/threonine kinase activity; protein serine/threonine/tyrosine kinase activity; protein binding
Source: RefSeq, a predicted model, not a curated record
CUGUAAUUCCCGUCGCAAGAGAAUUUUUUGUGGCAGACUUAAACACGAUGGAGGAAGAGGAGCACACAGACAGAAAGCAGAAACUCGCCAUGCUUUAUCAAAAGCUUAACAAAAUUAAAAAGUAUCUCAAUGAAGAUGACACAGACAAUAUUAACCAGGUCAUUGGCUCAAACUCACCCAAAUCAUGCCUUUCAUAUUUGAUGGACUUGGAGAAAAAAGGAGACCCUCACUUGGAUAGUAAUCACCUCACCAGGCUCAUUGACUUUUAUACCAGGGUGUUCUCCAAUAUGCCACUGGGAAAACACUGUCACAAUGAGAGCUACGCAAGGAUGUUGGUCAGAUUUGCAGAGCUGAAAGCAAUUCAAGAUGUCAGUGAGGCAGAGGCUAACUUCAACGUGGCAAGAUCCCACAGCCAGAAUUUUGCAUUUGUCCACAUUGCACAUGCACAGUUUGAGAUUUCUCAAGGCAACACAAAGAGAGGCAUCUACAUAUUGCAGAAUGCUGUUCAGGUGGGUGCCCAACCAAAAGAACAGCUGGAGGCUGCUUUGCGAAGCAUUCAGAAUGGAAAAGCACAACUAUGGAGUUCAGAGGAUAAGGAAAAUUUACCAGUAACAAACAGUAAUGCACAGGACUCUGUCAAAAAAGGCUCAGAGUUACAAAAAGUAAGCAGAACGUCAGAUGGGACAGGUGACUUGCAGCUCUCGAGUAUUUUUAGUUCAGGGAGGGACUCCCUUGGUGGAGCACCAGAUGACCAACUACCAGGCUGGAGGACAGGAUCUCAGCGCAAGAGAGCAGUUGGAAUGCCAGCUAGAGUUCCCAUAGUACCUUUCUCUAUCCCAGAAAAGGAUGAUGAUGGCUACAAUAAUAGCAGGGUCUCCAAAGGAAGCGAUGCAUUAAUCCCCACAAGUUUGUCCAGGCAAACAUCUGGUUCAAAUAUGAACCCAAUAUUUGGGCUAUCCUCCUCAAAGAACAGUGCUGUGGAUCGGGAUUUAGUGUGUGUUCAACAACCAGCUCUUAGUCCAGAGAAAUCCAUCUGGGAGGACCAGGCAGCCAUAGACUCAACCACAACACUUCUUCACACGUGUGACACAAAGAACGCCUCAAGAAUGGAAGCAGAUGUAACUUGCAAUUUCGAUCAGAUCGUCAAUUCCAACUCUCCUGAGUCAUGUUGGGCAUACCUGACUAACCUGGAGAAGAGAGGGAACCCUCACACAGACAUCAAUCUUCUUAAUAAGCUCAAGGACUGUUACUCUAAAGUCUUCUUCAAGCUGCCAGUCAGACAAUACAGCAAAAACGCCACCUACGCCAGAAUACUAGUCCGAUAUGCAGAACUAAAAGGGAUCGAGGAUCCAGAUGAAGCACAGGACCACUUCAUAGUUGCAAGAUCCAACUGCAAAGCCUUUGCCUUUGUCCACAUAGCACAUGCCCAGUUUGAGGUCUCUCAAGGUAAUGUCAACAAAGCAACUUCAAUUCUGCACAAAGCCCGCACUUUAAAUGCGAAGCCAGCUGAGCUCCUGGACAUGGCCAUACAUAACCUUAAAGCUGGAGAGAAACGGCUACUGCCCACCAGUGAGGAGGAACCUCCCACAGAUUUGCAUGCAAGUGCUCCCGUAAUGUCUGCAUGUAGUGGAAUCCAGGAAGUACAGCUUCCUGCUCGGGUCCCUGUCAGACGUUCAGUAGAGCAGCCUAAACCUGCGAGCAGGGAGCCUUUAUCGGAGUGGAAGAUCCCAACUUCCAUCAACCGGCAUGUUUCUCCUGAGGUUAAACAGACAACGCCCCCUGAACCUAGACCCAUUCCUCGUCUGGCAGAGUCUUUCCUUACGCCAUCCCUCCAACUUCCAUCCAAAGUUAACUCACAAACAGUCUGCGAAACACCUAACAGCAAUAGAUAUCCAGCUGCUAACAGCUUUAUUACUCCCGUUGUAAAGAGAGGCCCUGAAGUGUCUUCCUCUGCAGCAGCGGCACACAGAGCUGGGCCUGCUCAGCAGCCAUGCACACCUCUAAAUCAAACGCUGUGUGCCCAGACACCACAGGCUUCCCUCAGUGCGUUGUCCAAUGAAUCCAUUAUGAUUAAGGGGAAGCAGUUCUUCAUUCUGAAGAUGAUUGGACGUGGGGGAUCGAGUAAGGUCUACCAGGUGCUCGAUCAUAAAAAGCAGCUGUAUGCAGUGAAAUAUGUGAACCUCGAGGAGGCCGAUGCCCAGACAAUAGAGAGUUACAAAAAUGAAAUUGAACAUCUGAACCACCUGCAGCAGUACAGCGACCAGAUUAUAAAGCUCUAUGACUAUGAAAUGACCAACAGCUACAUCUACAUGCUGAUGGAGUGUGGAAACUUGGAUCUGAACACUUGGUUGCGAAACCGCAAAACUGUGAACCCUCUAGAGAGGAAGUUCUACUGGAAGAACAUGCUGGAGGCCGUCCACACCAUCCACAAACACGGAAUUGUCCACAGCGACUUGAAGCCAGCUAACUUCGUCAUAGUGAAUGCUUCGCUGAAACUGAUCGACUUUGGCAUCGCAAACAGAAUCCAACCAGAUGUAACGAGCAUCAUGAAGGAUUCACAAGUAGGAACUCUGAACUAUAUGCCCCCUGAAGCCAUCAAAGACACGUCAUCCCAGACAGGAAAAGCACGCUCAAAGAUCAGCCCCAAAGGUGACGUGUGGUCCCUCGGAUGUAUCUUGUACUGUAUGACUUACGGGAAGACUCCGUUCCAAAGCAUCACCAACCAGAUCAGCAAACUGCACGCCAUCAUUGAUCCCUCCCAUAAAAUAGAGUUUCCUGACAUCUCGGAGAAGGAUUUGCUCGAUGUGUUGAAGAGAUGCUUGGUACGAAACCCCAGAGAGAGAAUUUCCAUUGCAGAACUGCUGGAGCAUCCGUACCUGCAGCUCAAACCACAAGCAUCACCUGAACCAGAAUAUCCUUCUAACAACGAUCUUAAGAAGAUCCUGACAGACCUCGCAGCCCUCCAGUCUCCAAACAGCAUCAUUCGAGCUGCUAAUAAUUUGGCAAGAAUGUGCAGCAGUGGCAGGAAGCUGGAUGUUGCAGAGUGUGCAAAGUCAUCAUCUUAACUGCCCUGGAAAAUGUGUUGUGGCUGCUUUGGUUCUUUUAAACCACUCGUAACCACUAAAGUUUCCCUUUUUUGUGAGAUAAACAAAGCAAUAUCUUUGUUUUUCUUGAAACAAAAUAGCACAUUGUUUCAUUUUUACUCAUUAGUAAAUAUAAGCACAAGCCAUUUAGCCAUCAUUAAAACUAAUUGUUUAGUUUUGUGUGGUUUAAACCACCAAAAGAACCCCCCAAAAGCUCUGACCUGUAGUCAGAGAUGCCAGACAUUUGGCAGUGGCUCAUUUGGAUCCUGUCAGUUGCAGGAUGGGCUUUCAUCCCAUGGAAAUUGACUGGCUUGUUCCAGUGCAUCCUGUGAAUGCUGUUUCAGAUUCUGGGGAGAUCAGGAAAAAACUUUGUGUCUGUGUGUUCUUGAACCGUUCCUGAGCAGUUUCAGGGAGUGCUGUUGCCAUUACAGGAUGUGCUUGGUCUGCAACAGAAUUUAUGUGGGUAGUACCUUUCAGAAAUCCACACGAAUGGUAGAAUCUGUAAGUGUUACUCACUUAACUUUGUUUUAAUGUUUUGGCUUAUCA